CGGAGGUUGUGACAAUAAUGGCCCCUGUUGUAAAACGGCCUAAGAUUGCAUGGAGCGAUGACUUGAGCCACGACUCUGAAGAGGAUAGAGAAAAAGAACGUCUAGCUCAGUUGGAGCGUGAACUAGAACAAACGCGCGAACAAAAACCAAUCUACGAUCCAGAAGAAUUAGAGAAGCUUGUAGACUACGUGGUUAGGAUGACCACAAUAUAUGACCUUCGCCCUGAAGACUGGACACCAGACACAAGACAGCGCAUCGAAGACUGGUUCCUCGAACCGAAGAGCCUCAUACUCUCCAUAUAUUUCAAAGGAGAAAAGCUCAAAGCUAGUUUCGAUAUACCUUUAUCCCCUGUGUACGAUUUGACGUACUUCAUAAGACCUCCUGAUUUUGUGUUUAAAGCUGAGACGUUUCACGAUGACAUCGUCUUCGGGACGUUCAGGGAUUCCAUUGAGGCGAACGUGAUUAAUAUGAUGGAGUAUGUGUAUGCUCCUUAUUUCUUUGCUAUUACUGCUUGGCCUGAUAGCGUCAAAAGCGAGUUCUGCACCCACAUACACACGUUCCUUGCUAAGCUAACCGACAUGUACUAUAAAAUGUUAGGUCUAACUGUCCUAUACAUACCCCGAGAAGGUCAACACUUGUCUUUUGAACAAGCCAGUGCAGAUCGAGAGCUGGUGAAAAGGCUUGAAGGUGUAGUCGUCUACUGGACGCAUCAGAUCAAGUCUUGUUUGGAAGACACGGCCUUUGUAGCUUCGCAGAGAGAAUUGCUGUGUCCUAGCGAUGAAUAUGACUUCUGGAUUUAUAGACAUGAGAACUUAAACGCCUUACUUCACCAAUUAAAAAACCCAGCAGUGAAACACAUCACCAAGAUCCUCGUCACCACGCAUUCCACCUUUAUACACCAGUUUCAGUCUCUAUGCGAAGACAUCGUCCAGAAGGUCAGAGAGGCGACCUCGAACAUAGAAUACUUACAGGUUAUAAAGCAGCCUUGCGCAGUUCUGGAGUGCGUGGUGGACCCUGACGAGAUAUCGAAGCACAUUCCUCAUAUCAUCAACCUAUUUCGCUUUAUAUGGAUGGAAUCUCCCACUUACAACUCUGAGGUGAGAAUCACGAAUCUGUUCAAAGCUUUGAGCAACCAGAUCAUCAUUCUCUGCCGGAAUUACAUCAAGCUGGAUGACCUUUUUGACGGUAAUACGAUUAAGGCAUUAGGAGAAUUCAGUAAGUGCAUCGACUGCUGCAAGAAGUACAGGGAGAUUUAUGACGUCAUGGCAGAGGCUCAUAAUGAAGAGAAUCCUAACAGCUGGGUGUUAGACACCGGGUCUAUCUUCAACUAUAUCGACUCCUUCAUUCAGAGGUGCUUCGACAUGCUCGAUGUUUGCAACUGCAUGAUUAUUUUUGGAAGAAUAAACGAAUUCGAAAAUAUGAACAAGCCAUACUUCGGUGGCGCUCGAGGAGAUCAGUUUGAAGCUAAAUGCGAGAAGAUUGAGCGCAUGUUCUUUGCAGCGUUGCUAGACGUAAAGGCAGUGGGAAAUACUAUCUUAGACGUGCAGGCUCCUUCGUGGUAUGACGACAUACUAGCCUUCAGAACUGUCAUCAAGGAUAUUGAAAUCAUCAUAGAGAACCUCGUAGACACUGUGUUUGAAAGCGUCAACCACGUGGAGGAGGCGGUGGUCGCGCUGUAUUCUCUAAACAACUAUUCUAAGCGGAAGAACUUGAAGCGAGUUUUCAAGAGGAAGACUUCCGAGGUGACUACUUGCAUGUGGGCGAUGUUCAGUGAAGAGGUCCAGGAGUCCAAGAAGGAUAUGGUGUCCACACGAAGCCACUACCCAGCUGACAUGCCGUCAUACGCAGGCAGGGCCUCCGUGCUCAAGAUGAGGAAGAAUAGACUUGUGUACCUUAAAAAUAUAAUGACAGAUGCGUCUGCGUGGCUGCUACCUUGCAGUAGCUCUGAAGAUGUGAUUAUGCACGUGAAUAGGCUAAUGGGAGCUAUUGAUGUCGCCAUUAGGGAGCUCUGGAUAGCCUGGACGCACAACUUGGAUGAAAAAUGUGGCGCAGGGCUGAACAAGACCUUGAUGAGGAAGAGUGUAGAGUUUCCUGGACUAUUGGAGUGUAACAUUGAUGUGUGCAUUCAAUAUCAGGUUUACUCAAAGAGUUCAACUAUAAACUACGUGUACGAGAGCGUAUUGGCCGUGGUGAAGGGAUACAACAAGAUCCUGGACUCUUUGUCUGAAGAGGAGAGGCUGCUGUUCAAACCUCUCAUCACGGCUUGUGAGAAAAAAGUGCAACCGGGAAUUACGAAACUUACGUGGACUUCUACAAUGUCCGAUGCAUACAUUGCAGAUUGUGUUAUGCAAAUUGGAGAACUUCAAGAUUUCCUAACUACAUACAAAAAUUGUAAUGUUAAUUUAGUAAAAAUUAUGGAAAAGAUUUGUGAUACUCCUUUCGUGGAGUUUGAUAUUUAUAACGUUUUUGAUAUUAAAGCUCUUAGGGCCAAAAUACGGCAAAUGGAGAGUACAGCUAUGGAUUCCGUAUUAGACAUGUAUAAAUUAAUAGUGAUUUACCUCGUCAUAGUUUAUGAAGGCUUCGAAGCUUAUAUUACUCAGAUGGCAGAACACUGGAUUAAAUAUGUUAGAAGAUUUGAUAUUCUUUUAGAAGACGCUUUGAGGUUGGGUAUAAAAUCAACAAUGCAAAAUAUGUAUAAGUGUGUACAUGGAGAUGGAACAAUGGCACCAUCACCCUUGUUGAAAAUGGAUCUCUACCUUGUUGGGAAGAAUAUAACUUAUAUACCUUCAAAAAUAGAAAUCCAAGAUACAUUCACGACAGUUCUUGAAGAAAUAGUCCAUAUAUUAAGUUCAAUUCCUCGUUUGUACGAAAAAUUUUCGCUACCUUCUGGUGGCUUACGAAAGUUUUUUGAAGUAAUAGCUACGGAUCAAGAUUGUAAUAAAUUGCAGAAAUUAAUUAACGAGGAAAUUGAUUACAAUAUUCAGUUAGUUAUCGAUCACUUAACAAUGUGGGAUCCUUACAUGCAUAUUUGGAAAGUAGACAAAGACGAAUUUUUAGAAAACUAUCGAUCUGAAAAGCAUACUGCAGAAGAAUUUGAUGAACUUAUUAUAAACUACAGUAAUCUUGCUAACUCUAUUCAAAUUCAAGAAACUAUCAAUCAGAUUCAUUUCAUAACUCUCAACUCAAGUGAGUUAAAGAAGUCUAUCAUAUCUCACUGCAUUGUUUGGCAAACCAAGUUAGGAGAAUUAUUACGAAGUAUUACUGAGGCUGAUAUUGAUGUAGUCUACAAUUACGUCGAAAAGAGCAGUGAAGAAGCUAUGAAGGUACCUCAAGAUUUAAAGGAGCUCCAAGAAAGUAUUGAAACUUAUGAUCGUUUGAUAUCAGAAAUAUCACAAAUGGAAAAAACUUUCCCUCCCAUAUCUGAUCAAAUGGUGACAUUGGUUAAAUUCGAGGUCGAACUCAGUUCUGAUAUGACAACUCGUCAUGAAAAUAUACCGGUGCUAUGGGAAGGAUAUUUGGGUGUCUUGGAAGAAGCUAAAAAGAAUCUCGAAGCAAAUAAAGAAAAAUUCAAAACGGGCCUAUUGGAUCAAGCUGAAAUAUUUAAAGAAGCGGCUAAAGAGUUCUGCGAAGAAUUCUAUAAGACAGCACCAAUUACUUCUGAUAUUAGUGGCAAGGACGCUCUGGCCCAAUUGAAAGCUUUUAGGGAACAACUAAAUGCAUUACGUGCACAAGAACAAGCCAUACGUGAUGGCCUUGCUGUAUUCAAUUUAACUACACCAGUGAAUCUGGAUCUUCUGAAGAUGGAGAAGGAAUUGGAGAAGCUGGAAGAAGUUUGGGGCUUGGUAAAUCAGUGGGAAGAGUCCUGGGAAAAAUAUAAAACUCAAACGUUUUGGGAAAUGGAGACUGAUGAAAUGGAAGAAAAUGUCAUGUUUUUGUUCAGGAAUUUUAAUAAACUGUCGCGACAGUUAAAAGACAGAAAUUGGGAAAUCAUUGACACGACAAGAGUUAAAGUUGACGCGUUCAGAAGAACUUUACCUCUAAUAGGUGAUUUAAAGAAUCCCUGCAUGAGGGAGCGCCAUUGGGAUAGAAUUAAGGCACUCAUGGGCGUCGAGUUUGACCAAAACUCAGAGGAUUUCAAAUUGGAUUUGAUCAUGAAACUGAAUUUCCAAGCUUAUGCUGAAGAAAUAGCAGAAAUCUCUAAUGCUGCUACUAUGGAACUUAACAUUGAGAAUGGGCUUAAAGCGAUCAGAGAAGUUUGGAAAAGUACCAAAUUCGAGAUGCAACAUCACAGAGGAGAUAUUUAUAAAAUUAAAACUGUAGACGAUGUUAUGCAGUUUCUUGAAGACCAUCAAGUGCAGCUCUCGUCAAUGAAAUCGACAAAAUAUGUUGAACCGUUUAUUAAAGAAGUAGAUUACUGGGAAAAGUCUUUGGGAUAUAUAGCUGAGUGUAUUGAGAUUUCUUUACAAGUUCAACGGCGUUACCUUUACUUAGAAACUAUUUUCAUUGGUGAAGAUAUAAGAAAGCAACUGCCAGCAGAAGUUUUAAUAUUUGAUGCACUUACUUCUGAUUGGACAGAAGUUACAAAGAGCAUGCAUGCUGGGAAAAAUGCAGUAGAAGCUUGCAUAUACAAGCCACAGCCUUACUUAUUUAAUAAAUUGAACCAAAUGGUGGACAAUUUGGAUGGUAUUCUGCGAGCAUUAGAAAAAUAUCUAGAGACAAAGCGUCAACUUUUUCCAAGGUUUUAUUUUAUAUCCAAUGAUGAUAUGUUGGAAAUUCUUGGAAAUUCAAAGAAACCAUCUCUAAUACAAGUGCAUUUGAAAAAGUUAUUUGAUAAUGUGACUAGAAUAAGGAUUGAUAAGAAAAAGGUCAUAGAUUUUAUAGAGAGUCCAAUGAUGUUUGAUCCAAUCAAGAUAUAUUGUAAAAGAAACUUACUGAAGCUACAGCAGAGUAGAAAUAAUUCCAAGUAUCAGGACAAGGAUCUGAAGACAUUCAAAUCAGUACAUCGGAUAGCUUGUUGCAAGGCUAUAUACUCACAUAAUUGGAACAAACUUCUAUAUUUGCUGAAGAAAUGCCCUCCCUGGGAACAUAACUGGAAAGAUGUCAAUGAAGCUGCUCUGUAUACUAGGGCUCUGGUUAUCCUCAUCAUGUACCACCCAACUUCACAAGCACUGGGACUUUUAAAUGAAUACCUCCACUUAAACCCUAUGGGUCUCCCAAUAGCCAAGGCCAUGACUUCAGAAGAUGGAGAGUGUGUGGAAUGGAAGUAUAACCUUGUGUUGGACGGUCCUGCUGAAGCCUGGCUGCUAGGGUUAGAGCAUACCAUGAGGGUCGUGCUUAGAGAUCAACUGAUAUUGACGAGAGCGGCUCUGAGAAAGUGUAAGUACCAAAGAGAGACGUGGAUCAACGACUGGCCAGGACAACUUGGGAUCACUGCUAGCAAGAUUCAAUGGACAUCAGACUGCACACGGACGCUUUGUCGUUGCGAGAUAAUGAAAGAAAAGAAACCUCUAAAGAAAUUACGCAAGAAACAGAAUCAAAUCCUCACCACGCUACAGAUGAUGUCGCGUAAAGAGAUCAGCAAGAUUUUGCGAGCUAAAGUCAAUGCUCUGUGCGUCAUUGAGAUACAUUCCAGAGAUACUGUUGAUAGGAUGUAUAAGAUGGGAUGUAUGAAUGUGACCGCGUUCGAGUGGUUCUCGCAGCUGAAGUUCUACUGGGACCGAGAGCGAGAGGACUGUUACAUCAAACAGACCAACACCAACUCCAUUUACACGUAUGAAUAUAUCGGCAACUCGGGGCGGCUCGUCAUCACGCCGCUUACAGACAGAUGCUAUAUAACGCUAACGACAGCACUGCAUUUGUUCCGUGGUGGAAGCCCUCAAGGUCCCGCCGGUACUGGCAAGACCGAGACGGUGAAGGACCUGGGCAGAGCCCUAGCCAGAUGGGUGGUCGUCACCAACUGCUCAGACGGACUCGAUUAUAAGUCCAUGGCUAAGUGCUUUGCUGGUAUUGCCCAAAGCGGUUGCUGGGGUUGUUUCGACGAGUUCAACCGCAUCAACAUCGAGGUACUGUCGGUAGUGGCGCAGCAGAUCCUGGCCGUACUGCUCGCUCUCUCACUCUUCCAGAAGCGGUUCAUGUUUGAAGGGAACGACAUCAAAAUCGACGCCAACUGUGGCAUCUUCAUUACUAUGAACCCUGGUUACGCGGGUCGUACGGAGUUGCCAGACAACUUGAAGUCCAUGUUCCGCCCGAUCGCGAUGUGCGUGCCGGACUCACUGAUCAUCGCUGAGAACACUCUUUUCUCUGACGGGUUCACUGCUUACAAAAUCAAUGCUAAGAAGGUGUUCACUCUAUAUCAGCUAGCAAUGCAGCAGCUCUCAAAACAAGAGCACUAUGACUUUGGGCUCCGGUCCAUGGUCGCACUAUUGCGGUAUGCUGGUAUCAAGAGGAGGGCUUACCCUAACUUGCCUGAACAGGAGAUGGUGAUUCUAGCGAUGAGAGACAUGAAUGUAGCUCGUCUCACAGCGAAGGACGUGCCUCUGUUCGACGGCAUCAUGCAGGACAUUUUCCCUGACGUGGAGAUCCCCACCCUGGACUACGAGCUGCUGGAGACUGCCAUCACGGCUGAGAUGAGGCUAGCUGGGCUCCAACCUGUUAGGGCAGCUCUGCAUAAAGUUAUACAGACUUACGAAACUAAGAAUUCCCGUCACUCGAGUAUCCUCCUAGGCGAUACGAACACAGCUAAGUCAGUAUCCUGGAGGAUGCUGGCUGCGACCCUGACUAGACUCAACAGGGAGAAGCAGCCAGGGUUCGAAGUAGUCCACACAUUCCCCAUGAACCCUAAGGCGCUGACUCUGGGAGAGUUGUACGGGGAGUAUAACCUGGCUACUGGAGAGUGGAAGGAUGGUGUACUGUCUUCUAUCAUGAGGACCACUUGUCAAGAUGAUUCUCCGGAUAUGAAGUGGAUUAUAUUCGACGGUCCAGUGGACGCUAUAUGGAUAGAGAACCUCAACUCUGUGAUGGACGACAACAAGCUGCUCACUCUGGUCAACAGCGAGAGAAUAUCUAUGCCUUCACAGGUCACCUUACUAAUUGAGACCUUGGACCUGGCGGUGGCGUCCCCAGCGACAGUAUCACGUAACGGCAUGGUGUACAAUGACUACAAAGACUGGGGCUGGUGGCCUUACGUCAACUCUUGGCUCGAAACUAUCGAGUCUCCUGAAUAUAGAGAGAUGCUCCGUCGGUUCUUCCUGUCGAUCCUGACGCCGAUCCUGGAGCUGAAGCGCACGUCGCUGCAGGAGGGCGAGUCGGUCCGCGGGCAGGAGCUGACGGGCGUGCGCUGCAUGUGCCGCCUGCUGGGCCGCCUGCCCGAGCCCGCGCCCGCGCUGCCCGACGAGCAGGCCGACAUCGAGGGACUCACCAAGAUGCGCUUCUUGUUUGCUACGAUAUGGUCAGUCUGUGCCACCUUGGAAGACGAGCCACGUCGCAGGCUAGACAACUGGAUACGGGAACAUGAAGGUAUCUUCCCACUGAAGGACACGGUCUACGACUACUACGUAGACGAGAGACUAGCACAGUUCAAACCCUGGGAGGAGAAACUCCCGGACAAUUGGAAAUUUAAUCCCAGCGCUGGUUUUCACACGAUCCUGGUUCCCACUAUGGAGUUCAUUCGAGUCCAGAUAAUAGCGCUGGACAUGUUGAAGGCCGGGUACGGAGUGCUCAUAGGAGGACCCACUGGCACUGGGAAGACAUUCCUUAUACAGGGGACACUCAACAGCUUGGAUCCUGAAAAAUACAGCACGCAAAUAAUCAACAUGUCUGCCCAGACGACGGCCGCCAACGUGCAGGAUAUCAUAGAGGCCAGGCUUGAGAAACGGACCAAGGGGAACUAUGUACCUGCAGGAGGUAAGAAGAUGAUAGCAUUCAUGGACGACAUCAACAUGCCAGUCCGUGACUACUAUGGGUCCCAGCCGCCGCUGGAACUGGUGCGGUUAUGGCAUGACUACGGAUACUGGUUCGAUAGGGCCAAGCAGUGGAGGAAGAAUGUCAAGAACAUGGUACUAUGCGGCGCGGCGGGUCCCCCCGGCGGGGCCCGGUCCCCGCUGCCGGCGCGGCUACUGUCGUGCUUCCACUCCUUCUACCUCGCCUCGCCCACUCAACAACAACUCGUCAAGAUAUUCGGCACCAUGCUCGGCCAGCAUCUGCUGGACUUCGACGAGGAGACCAAGUCUGUCGGUAAGACGGUGCUGAUAGCGACAAUAGACAUGUUCAACAACGUGGUAGCUAAACUACUGCCCACUCCAAGCAAGAUGCACUACCUCUUCAACCUGAGAGAUAUCUCCAAGAUCUUCCAGGGCCUGCUACGUAGUAACAAAGACUAUACGAACACGAAGCCGCGGUUCCUUCGGCUGUGGAUACACGAAUGCUUCCGAGUCUUCUGCGACCGCCUUACUGAGGAGAAAGACCGCGAUUGGUUCCUGAACCACGUGGGCGACAUGCUAGGCAAGCACUUCGAGCUGACGUUCCACGGCCUCUGUCCGUCCAAGAGUCCUCCCUUGUUUGGCCACUUCCUCAACCCAUACGAGGUGUAUGAUGAUAUGAAUGACCCUGACGCGUUGCGCAAAUACAUAUUGAACCAACUAGAAGAGUACAACAGUUGUCCCGGAGUGGUGAAGAUGGACCUGGUGCUAUUCAAGGACGCCAUCGAGCAUGUUUGUCGUAUUGUCCGCGUCAUCUCACAGCCUAGGGGGAACAUGCUCUGUGUUGGUAUUGGUGGGUCUGGCAGAACUUGUCUGACGCGACUGGCGACCUAUAUCUGCGAGUACACGUCGUUCACAGUGGUCGUCACCAAGACAUAUGGUAUCAAGGAGUUCAGGGAGGAUUUAAAGGUUCUAUACACAGGCUGUGGAGUAGACCAGAAGAAGACCACGUUCAUAUUCUCCGACACACAGAUUGCUGAGGAGACCUUCACUGAGGUCAUGAACAAUUUACUGAGCAGUGGAGAGGUCACCAACCUGUACAAACCUGAUGAAUUUGAGGAUAUAAAGAGUGCGUUAGAGAAGCCAAUGAAAGCGGCCGGGUUGAUGCAGACUAAUGAAGUGAUAUACUUGUUCCUGGUGGACCGGGUGCGGAGUCACAUGCAUAUUGUGCUGUGUUUCAGCCCUAUUGGGGAGGAGUUCAGGAACCGUAUCCGGCAGUACCCGGCCCUAAUCAACGCGACAACCACGAACUGGUUCCUGGAGUGGCCGCGGGAGGCGCUGCUGGAGGUGGCCUACAAGUUCCUGCAGGGGGUCGAACUACUCGCCUCCAUCACUGGACCUAGGGUUCGUAGACUGGAAUCGUUGAUAGAAAGUCGCGAGGACGUGCUCCGUGCGUCUGUAGCGUCCAUAAUGUCCCUCAUCCACUCCUCUGUGGGGAAGUACUCCGUCAGGAUGUGGCAGGAGAUGAGGAGGACUAACUACGUCACUCCUACCAACUACCUGGAGCUUGUGGCUGGGUAUAAAGAAAUGCUCAAUGCGAAGAGAAUAGAGAUAGCUCUACAAGCUAACAAGCUGCGGAACGGUCUCGGUAAGGUGGAGGAGACCACCAAACUCGUCGGACAGAUGUCUGAGGAACUCGCUGAGGCCAAGGUGCAAGUGGGCCUGUACACGGAGCAGUGCAUCGAGUACAUGGGCGUCAUCAACGUGCAACAACGCAACGCGGACGAGCAACAGCGCAGCGUCGCGGCGCGCAGCAAGAAGACGCAGGAGGAGGAGGUCCAGUGCAAGAAGCUGGCCGACGCCGCCAUGAGGGACCUCGCCAGCGCCAUGCCCGCGCUCGAGGAGGCCAUCAAGGCCUUAGACGCCCUGAACAAGAAGGAUAUCACUGAAGUAAAGUCUUAUGCGAAACCUCCAUAUAAGGUCGAAAUGGUGUUGGAGGCUGUACUCAUAUUGCUGCAGAAAGAACCAACUUGGGCUGAAGCGAAGCGUCAGCUCGGAGACCAGUACUUCCUGGACCGUCUGCGAGAAUUUGACAAGGAUAACAUAUCAGACAAGACGCUGAAGAAAGUUGGCACAUACACUGUCAAGCCGGACUUUGAUCCUGAGAUAGUGGGCACGGUGUCUGCUGCAGCUAAAUCUCUGUGUCUCUGGGUGAGAGCCAUCGAGAAAUAUGGCAAGAUAUACAAGAUAGUAAAACCAAAGAAGGAGCGUCUGGAAGAGGCGUUAGAGUCGUUACGUAUGAAGCAGCAGAUCCUGGCGGAAGCUCGCGCCAAACUCCGCGAGCUCAGCGAGAUGAUCGCCAGGCUCCAGCGGGAGUAUGAUGAGAAGGUGGCGCAGAAGGAAGAACUCGAGAGACGAUCCAUGAUGCUGCAACUCAAGCUCGAACGAGCUGAAGCACUUAUUACUGGACUCUCUGGCGAGAAGGAGCGCUGGGAGCUAACAGUGGAGCGUUUGGACAAGGAAUUUGACAACUUGCCGGGAGACUGUCUCAUUGCUACUGGCUUCGUAGCGUACCUUGGACCCUUCGUCUCCGAGUACAGGGAGUCUCUCAUGGAAGACUGGUUCUUGGAGGUCUGUAAUGAGAAUCUCCCGGUGACCAUGGACCUCAGCAUGAAGAAGUUCUUACUGGACGACGCUACCCUCCGAGAUUGGAAUUAUAUGGGAUUGCCUGAUGACAACUUCAGUGCUGAGAACGGCAUCAUAGUAGUGCGGGCGACGCGGUGGCCGCUAGCCGUGGACCCUCAGGGACAGGCACUCAUCUGGAUCUCCAGGCUAGAGGAGAAGAAUGGCAUACAGGUCGUGGACUUUGGUCAGCCGAACUAUAUGAGGGUGAUGGAGACCUGCCUCUCAACCGGCAAGCCAAUAAUAAUUCAGAAUGUUGGCGAAGUACUGGAUCCUUCCGUAGCUCCUAUUUUGGAGAAAGCCGUCGUCACCAUCGGUUCCUCGAAGGUCAUCAAGUUUAAUGACAAGAUGGUCUCCUACCACGAAGACUUCCAUCUUUAUUUGACUACUAAACUUGGUAACCCUGUGUACACUCCGGAGACUUUAACGAAGACGACGAUGGUGAACUUCGCGGUGAAGGAGCAAGGACUAACGUCUCAACUACUUGGCAUCGUCGUACGCAAGGAGAGACCUCAACUGGAACAGAUGAAGGACACGCUUGUAUUGUCCAUCGCACAUAACAAGAAAGUGCUUGUUGACUUAGAGAACGACCUCCUCCGCAUAAUGUACGAGUCUCAAGUCCCUCUUCUGGAGAACGAGGAGUUGUUCAUAACUCUACAGACCUCACAGAGGACCUCACUUGAGGUCAAGGAGGCACUUAUCACAUCACAGGUCACUGAGAAAGAAAUCGACACUGCUAGAGCGGGUUACGUCCCAGUGGCAAUUCGUGCAUCAGUGCUAUUCUUCGCCCUGAACGACUUGUCCCGUAUCGACCCAAUGUACCAGUUCUCCCUGGACGCAUACAUCGACCUGUUCAUGUACUCUAUAGACCGCAGUCCUAAGGCGGGGGAACUGGAGGACAGGAUCAAUAAUCUUAACGAGUUCCAUACCUAUGCUGUUUACAAGAACACAUGUCGCGCAUUAUUUGAACGACACAAGCUACUGCUGUCAUUCCACAUAGUAUCCCGGAUUCUAUUCCAGAAUGGCAAGAUGAGUCGCAAUGAAUACAUAUUUCUCUUGAAGGGCGGAGUUGUCCUCGACAGAUCGGAACAACCGGAUAAUCCUACCAAUUGGAUGCCCGACGAGUGCUGGGACAAUAUAACAGAGUUGGACAAGUUGCCCGGCUUCCACGGCAUUGUGGACGUGUUCGAGCCACUCAGCAAGGAGUGGAAGGAGUGGUAUCUACAUCCAGAGCCUGAGUCACAGCCUCUUAUUGGCGACUGGAACGACAUCUGCAGCGAGUUCCAGAAGAUCCUGUUCAUCCGAUCACUGCGCGUGGACCGAGUGUCUGCCUGCGUCACUACGUUCAUCAUCAACGUACUCGGCCCAAGAUAUGUCGAGCCGCCUGUGCUCGAUAUACGGGCGGCGUGGGAGGAGUCGUCGUGGAAGACGUCCCUGUUGUUCGUGCUGUCCCCGGGCGUGGACCCGACGGCGGCGCUCAUACAGCUGUCGCAGGACGUCAAGAUGUUCGACCGGUUCCAGUCGCUCAGUCUGGGGCAGGGACAGGCUGCCACCGCUACUAGGAUGCUAUCGCACGGCAUGAAGGAGGGAGGCUGGGUGUUCCUGGCCAACUGCCACCUGGCGUGCGAGUGGCUGGGGUCCCUGCGGGGGCUGGACAACCCCAAGAUCCACCCCCGGUUCCGCCUGUGGCUGUCCUCCAUGCCGGACAACAAGUUCCCCCUGCACAUGCUGCAGCGGAGCAUUAAGAUGACCACGGAGCCGCCACAGGGCUUGAAAGGCAACCUGGUCCGUUUAUUCGCGAACAUAAACGAGGACAAGUUCGACGAGGCGACCCCGAAGUACCGGCGCCUGUUGUUCUGCGUGUCGUUCUUCCACUGCACGCUCAUCGCGCGCAAGCGGUUCCGGCAGCUCGGGUACAACGCCGUCUACAGCUUCAACGACGCGGACUUCGACGUGUCAGACAACUUACUGGCGAAUUACUUGGAAGAAUACGAGGAAGUUCCAUGGGACGCGCUCAGGUAUCUGUUCGCGAUCAUCAACUACGGGGGACAUAUCACGGACGACUGGGACAAGCGAGUGCUCAUCGCAUACAUAAACCAGUUCUUCAAUGAAGAGGCUCUCGAAACUCCUUUCUAUAGGCUGUCGACGAUCCCCGCGUACCACAUCCCCCGCGACGGGUCGCUGGAGUCGUACCGCGACUUCCUGGACCUGCUGCCGGGCUACGAGCGCGCCGAGUCGCUCGGCCAGCACGCCUCCGCAGACGUCGCCACGCUCGCGCAGGAUGCCCUGAUAAUGUGCUCUACGUUAUUCGCCCUGGCCAGUACGGGCGGGGGCGGUGCGGGGGGAGGGGAGGACCAAAAGGUGGACGAGUUAGCACAGGAGAUGCUGACGAAACUACCAGCCCGGAUAGACCUGGAGACGACGGAGCGUAUGAUGGGCCCGGAGAUUGUGAUGCCCAUGUGUGUCUCGCUGCUGCAGGAGAUCGGAUACUAUAACUUUCUCCUCAAUAUCAUCAUUUCUGGCCUCAAGGAGCUUCGACGCGCAAUCGAAGGUCUGGUGGUGAUGUCGGAGAUGCUGGAGACGAUGUACACCUGCAUUUACGAAGGCAAGACUCCAAGCUUCUGGCUCAGAGGCCGGCCGUCCAUGAAGCCGCUGGGCGCGUGGUGCCGCGAGUUGUUCCUGCGCGGGGCCCACCUGACGGGCUGGGCCGGAGCCCCGCGCGCUCCGCCCACGCUCUGCUGGCUGCCUGCCUUCGUCGCGCCCACCGGUUUCCUCACUGCCGUCAUGCAGACGACGGCGCGAGGCGAGAGUUGGCCCAUUGACACUCUGUGCUGGGAGUUCACCGUAAUGCCGCUGGAAGAGGCUGGCUUCGUGCGCCCGCCCAGAGAUGGAGGGGUCUAUAUCAGAGGCCAGUACCUGGAGGGCGCGUCAUGGUUCCGUAAGGACGGCCACCUGCAGGAGCCGCUCCCCAUGCAGCUAGUGUUCCCCAUGUCCCCCAUACACUUCAAGCCAGUCCGCGUCACUGGCAAGCGCACGCGCAACCGCUACGUGUGUCCAUGCUACUAUUACCCGCUCCGCAUGGGAGCGUUCGUGGUGGCCGUGGACCUGCCGGCCGGGAAGGAGACGGCAGAGUUCUGGGUCAAACGCGGCACUGCCAUGCUCUGCACGCUCGCCACGUGAAUUCUACACUGCAUACUUGUAUACUCAUUGUUUCUCAUAAAUA
This is a messenger RNA of Spodoptera litura, 13821 nucleotides long. NCBI's taxonomy places the organism in Eukaryota, Metazoa, Arthropoda, Insecta, Lepidoptera, Noctuidae. The record is from RefSeq and is a predicted model, not a curated record.